AUGGAGAAAUUUGGCAUGAACUUUGGAGGUGGCCCGAGUAAAAAAGAUCUUCUAGAGACUAUUGAAUCGCAGAAGAAGCAGCUUCUUCAGUACCAGGUUCGGCUGAAGGAUGUCGUCAGAGCCUACAAGAGCCUACUCAAAGAGAAGGAAGCCUUGGAAGCCAGCUUGAAAGUAUUGUCGGUGUCUCAUGAGGCAGAUAUUGGCUUGAGCGGUGCUCAGCCUGCAUCUGUGGCUAGCUCCAGCUCUUCCUUUGCCGAUUCUGCUGAUGACAGGAGCUCGGUUCACAGCGAAGACAGCGUGGGGACAGCUACCAGUGCGGACACUGCUGCCAGUCUGGCCAUGUCAUCUGCUGCUAGUGAGGCUGAUAAAAGAGUGCUCCAGCUGAAGACCCAGUUGGCCACCUUGACCAGUGCUCUGUCAACAGUCACGCAGGAGAAGUCCCGCAUGGAAGCUUCCUACCAAGCAGACAAGAAGAAGAUGAAGCAGGACCUGGAUGACGCCAUUAAGAAAGCAGAGGACGAGACCGAGAAGUUGGAGACAGAGCUGAAGUCUGUCCAGGAACAGCUAGCCGAGACCAAAGCCCGUCUGAUCACGCAGCAGCACGACCGAGCCCAGGAACAGAGUGACCACGCUGUUAUGCUGCGAGAGCUACAGAAGCUGCUGCAGGGCGAGAGGACUUCACGGCAGGACGCAGAGCUGAAGCUGGAGGAGACCAGGGAGGCGUUGGCCGGGAGGGCGUGCAUGGCUGACCGCGCGGAGGGGUAUGAGCUGCAGAUCAAGCAGCUGAGCCAGGAGGUGGAAGACCUGAAGAGAGAGCUGCAAGCUGUUCAGGAGGAGAACAAGAAGCCAGACCCCCAGAUACAGGAUCUGCAGGAGGAGAUGGCUAGCCUUAAGAACCACUUCCAAGUGCAGCUGCUGCAAGAGAUGAGGAAGACUGCGCAGGCAGAGGAGCAGCUCCGCCAGCACUCCCAGAUGGAGGAGCGGCGAGUGGCCGACUUGGAGGGCCAAGUCUCCGAAGUGUCAGAACUACUUGGCACUUACGAAAAAGCCAAGCAGAAGGACCAAGUGGUCAUUCAGAAGCUAAAGGACCGCAUCGUACAGUUGGACCUGGAGAACAAAACCCUGGCCAUCGCUGCCUCCAGCCGAUCCCCUGUUGAUAUUCACAUAGAAGAAGCCAAUCUUGAUGUUAAUGUUCUAAAGGAUAAAAUGGAGAAGCUGAAGAAGCUCUUGCAGGCAGCAGCUAAGAAGAGCCAACCCGCUCUGGACAUCGAGAAGCUGUGUGAGCUGGAGCUGCCAAAGGGCACUGAGGCUGGGGAUGGUGAGAAGGCCACUGCUUUGUACUAUCAGCAGGAGCUGAAGCAGCUGAAGGAAGAGUUUGAAAGGUACAAGAUGAGGGCACAAGUGGUUCUCAAGAACAAGUCGGCCAAAGACGGCAAUCUGGCUAAAGAACUGGAGGAAGCUCAAGAGCAGCUGGCUGACCUGAAAGAGAAAUACGUUGUGCUUCAGCUGUCCUCUGAUGAAAUGGAGAAGCAGCACCAGCAAGACAUGGAAGCCAAAAAGCAAGAGUUGUCCCAGCUGCAGCAAAUUCAUAGGCAGGAAUUAGAGCGAUGCCAGUUGGACUACAGGGAACGGGCGCUGAAGCUGGAAGAGGAGAUGCACAAACAGCGGGACCGAGCACUGGCGGUGCUGGCAGAAAAGGACCAAGAGCUGGAGCAGCUGAGAUCUGUCACGUUGCCUUAUGGGCUUCAAGGAUCCAAAAACUACCUAGCGUCAGGGACUGAUGUUACUAGCAAUGACUCACCAGGUAACAAUUCCUCAGAGAUUCUCCCCCAGGCUCUUGAUCUCUCCGCCACCAGUGAGCCCACCUUCUUCUUGUACGCAGAGCAGCUGGCUCGCAAAGAAGUGGAAAUUGUAGCGCUGAGGAAGCAGAAGCACAAGCUGGAAAUGCAAGUUCACCAGCUCCAGGAGAAAAUCUUGGUUGAGGAGGAGAAGCACCGGGAAGAGGUAUCCGCACUUCAAAGCAAAAUCGAGAAGAAUUUCAGAGAUAAGAGCAGAGAGGGAGCCAACCUGGAAUACCUCAAAAACAUUGUUUAUAGAUUUUUGACACUGCCAGAUUCUCUUGGGCGCCAGCAGACUCUAACUGCCAUAUUGACUAUUCUGCAUUUCAGCCCAGAAGAAAAGCAAACUAUUACAAAACAGUCGGCUUACAGCAGCUGGUGGCUUUCUGGGAAGAGAUGAGAUGGUAGCUUUUAUUCCUAACUGCUUUUGCAUAGUAACACGUUUCUAAUUAUUAACUAAGACCACUUCGCUUGUGGUGUAACCUCUUUCCGACCAUGCGAUGGAGCAGGGAGCUUUCAGCAAAGAAUUGGGCUUAAACUAGUGCUCUUAGCACUAAUUUAAAGUAGAAUUGUGCCAACUAUUCCAGUAGGAUCACAGUGCUCUCUUGCUCUCUGGUGUGAGAAUUUGCUCUGAGUUGGAACUUGAUUUUAAAAAAAUACAUAUUUAAGAUACUGAUGCUUUUUUAAACACAAUUUAAAAAAAAUCCCUACCUGUCAGGCGUAGGGUGAGGAGCUCUAUUAGAGUGGAGCUUGCUUGUAUCUUCAAACACCAGGCAGGCUUGUGACUCAAAAGAUUUAAAGACGAGGGGGGGAAGCACUUAACACAGUGCUA
This is a messenger RNA of Pygoscelis adeliae (Adelie penguin), 2670 nucleotides long. It is a transcript of the gene GCC1, whose product is annotated as GRIP and coiled-coil domain containing 1. The transcript is spliced from 3 exons. NCBI's taxonomy places the organism in Eukaryota, Metazoa, Chordata, Aves, Sphenisciformes, Spheniscidae. The coding region runs from base 1 to 2238 and encodes 745 amino acids. The record is from RefSeq and is a predicted model, not a curated record. Gene Ontology annotation, cellular component: Golgi apparatus.